AGGCCGGGCGAGGGAGGGGGAAGGGAUAGGCAAGCGGAAGGGAUCAGUUUGCAAGAUGGCGGAGGAAGCGGAAGGGCCUCUAAAGCGGCUUCUGGUGCCUUUUCUUCUGCCCGAGAAAUGCUACGAUCGGUUUUUUAUUGACUUGGAUUUGCUCGAUGUUCCCUGCCUCAAGAUACUAAUCAGCAAAGGCCUGGGGCUUGGCAUUGUUGCUGGAUCAUUGCUGGUGAAACUACCUCAGGUGUUUAAAAUUCUGGGGGUGAAGAGUGCAGAAGGACUGAGCCUCCAGGCAGUUAUUCUAGAACUGGUGGCCUUAACUGGGACCAUAGUCUACAGCUUGGCCAAUAGCUUCCCAUUCAGCUCAUGGGGUGAGGCCUUGUUCUUAAUGCUACAGACCAUUACCAUCUGCUUCCUGAUCCUACACUACAGAGGACAUAGCAUGAGAGGUGUGGCCUUACUAGGUGUCUAUGUCCUGAUCCUGCUGGUUUUGCUCUCACCCUUGACGCCUAAGGCUGUGGUCACCCUACUCCAGGCCACCAACAUGCCUGCUGUGAUCAUAGGGAGGUUACUCCAGGUGAUCACCAACUACAGAAAUGGUCACACGGGCCACCUGUCAGCAGUCACAGUUUUCCUACUCUUUGCUGGCUCCCUUGCCCGAAUCUUCACCUCCAUCCAGGAAACAGGUGACCCCCUCAUGGCUGUGACUUUUAUUGUCUCCUCCAUCUGCAAUGGUCUCAUUGCCUUCCAGCUCCUCUAUUAUUGGAAUGUCAGGAUUCCUCACAAAUGGGAAAAGAAGCAUCAGUAGUGGCCUCUCUUUCCACCCAGAACAGUAUCUCAAAGGCCCCAGUUUGGUCUUCAUUCCUUUUCCUUGGUAUUUCCUUUUCCUUUGGUCUUCCUGACCUGGGUUCUUCCCACUUCCAAAACUGAAAUCCUUUUUUUGGAGCCGGACUCCCCCUGUCCCUUUAUUCCACUCUAUUGAUGUGGUAACUUUAUUUUUAGAUUAAACUGCAAUCCUCAGACUUCCCUCUUCUCCCCUCAUUCCCCCAUAGCUUCUUGUUCCACUGUGUUGGGACGCUUCAAAGAGAAGGUUAAACCCUCCAAGCAUCCCUGGCUGAAAAGGUAACAAGUGAAGACACAGAUCUCAUUAGUGUUGGCCUUGGACCAUGAGUAUGCCAGCUGUGGCUAAUUAACUGGCUGUGUACCUAGAGUCCUAAUCUAUGAUAGGAUCUCUGGCUACCUGGCAGAGCUCAAAGGGAACUUUGUUCCUCCUUUCCUUUUGAUUCCUAGAUAUGCUUCUCACCUCUUAUUCCUAGAAGGUAUCUCCUUUUGCCUGGUCCCCUUUAAACACCUUCCCCCAUUGGGGUACUCAAAGGGCCCAGGAGAUGAAGGGACGUGACACCAGAGACUAAUAUAGGCAGUAAUCAAAGUUAUGGAGAGAGACAACAGACCAGAACCUAAGCCAAAGCUGUCUUUUUCAGGUGGGACCCCCUGUUCUGAUUCUGACCUUUGACCCUUAGGGCCUUUCCCAUCCUAUUAUAUUUGACUCUGGGGCUGAGAGGGACUGGUUGAGGGUAACUUAUCAGCACAGCCUUCUCCACCCCAAACUGGGCAAGUUCCUAAGAGGAGAAACAGAGCUGGGCCCUGUUACUGAUCCCUUGGGUUGGUGAAGCUUUGGACAGAAUCAAAAAAUGGAACCAAGACUCAAAGUCUGAGUUUAAUCUUACAAAACAUAGAAUAUAUAAAAAUUUGUAUCUUCAAUACAAAAA
Messenger RNA from Dromiciops gliroides (monito del monte), 1763 nucleotides. RefSeq names its product mannose-P-dolichol utilization defect 1 (gene MPDU1). Bases 56 to 802 code for a protein of 248 amino acids. The transcript is spliced from 7 exons. The record is from RefSeq and is a predicted model, not a curated record. Lineage: Eukaryota; Metazoa; Chordata; Mammalia; Microbiotheria; Microbiotheriidae. Gene Ontology annotation, biological process: oligosaccharide biosynthetic process.